AUGACGCCGCCGGCCACGGUGGCAGCCUUGCAGGCUGCGAUGGCGGCCUCUGAGACUACAGAGUGGUUGGAGGGGCUUGAGCCCUUCAACACCGAAGCACAAAAAAUCUCGGAGUUGCCUCCAGCGGCUUCAAAGAAGGCCUUCUUUGUGGAGAUCGGUGGAGGCUAUGGUCACCAAUGCAUCAACCUGGCAAAGAAAUACCCCGGCCUUGAAAGGCGUCUAAUCUUCCAAGACCUGCCCGAGGUCGUGAACAAGCUCCCUCCCAUCGACGGGGUUCGAAUUAUGGCCCACAGCCUUUUCGAAAAGCAGAUCAUCCGAGGUUCCAGAUUCUACUAUCUCCGUCAGGUCCUUCGCAACUGGCCCGACGACGAAGUCAUUAAGAUCCUUCAGAACAUUGCUGCAAAUAUGAGCCACCGCUCUCGAAUUCUCAUUGACGACAUUGUCCUACCGGAUAGCCACGCCCCCUGGCAGGCAACUUUGGCCGAUAUGUUGCUGAUGAUUGGGGUUGGGACAAAGGAGCGCUCUCGCAAGAAGUGGGAGUCGUUGGCUGAAAGAGCCGGCUUGCGAAUUGAGCAGGUCCAUUCUUAUGUCAAAGCAGGAUGCCCUGCCGUGGUCGUUCUGGCGCUGAAGUAG
Penicillium alfredii is the source of this 633-nucleotide messenger RNA. RefSeq names its product S-adenosyl-L-methionine-dependent methyltransferase. The record is from RefSeq and is a predicted model, not a curated record. NCBI's taxonomy places the organism in Eukaryota, Fungi, Ascomycota, Eurotiomycetes, Eurotiales, Aspergillaceae. The transcript has 2 exons. The coding region runs from base 1 to 633 and encodes 210 amino acids. Gene Ontology annotation, molecular function: O-methyltransferase activity.